Molecule: messenger RNA, 4233 nt
Organism: Neospora caninum
Lineage: Eukaryota; Apicomplexa; Conoidasida; Eucoccidiorida; Sarcocystidae
Exons: 5
Coding region: 1-4233 (1410 amino acids)
Biological process (GO): regulation of DNA-templated transcription
Molecular function (GO): DNA-binding transcription factor activity
Source: RefSeq, a predicted model, not a curated record
AUGUGUGCCGCCGCCGCCACCCACGCCGACGACACGACAGGUGUGAUGGUCCCCAGCCCUUCUGUUUCUAAUCACGCGGAAAACGUCGCCUCCAACCCCUGCCUCGCGAUGGAGGCCGACCAAACUGCUGCCGGCGCUGCGGCAGCGGAGAACUCUGUUCUCUCGGCCAGUGUCGAUCCACCGGCGGCGCCGUCCGCAGCCGAGGAAAUGCAUUGCGCUCCUUCGUUAGUGCCUGGCGAAGCGCCCCAUCUCUUGGCUGCCAUGGCGGAGGCAACGAGUAGCGACAAGGCUUCAAGUGACAUGCCAGGCGUCCACCCUGGUGUCGCGGAAGGAGCGAACCCUUGCGGACCGGCCGGCGCAACUGCCGGGACCUCCGCGGCGGCGACUCACGAUGGAGCUCUGAACCCGACUUCCGCUCUCCUGUCCAUUUCCUCGGCAUUUCUCGGUGGGACCAGCGCUGCCGGCGCGAGUGUGAAGGAAGUAGCCGAUCUGGGCGAACUGUCCGGCGGGCUAACCAAGCAGGAAGCGGCAGCGGCGGUUGCCGCGAUGGCGACCGCCGCCGGCGAUUGCUCCGAGGGCGUCCUGGCCAGGCUCGCGGCAGUCCUCCCUCUCUCGUCUGGCGCCUGCCGUGCUCCACCUGCGAAAGGCGCUGCACAGGGCGGCGAACCUGCGACCGCGGACGGGAACAACGCACCUCUCUCUGACCUCCUCGGAAUCUGUGGGGGGGAAGCAGCCUCGCAGGGUGGUGCGGCGCUCCAGGAAACGGCGAGCGGCGUCGACGCUGGACAGCCGACGGUCCCGGCCGAACCCGCGACUUCGGGCGGAACGGAACAAGCAACAGGGGCGGUCCCAUCCGUUUCCGAGUUGCUGCUGGAAGGCUUGGUGAAGGCGGAGCAGCAAGACGGCGGCGCAGCCGCUGCGGCACUCGGCGCGGCGCUCAAACCAGGCCUGGUGCCUUCGGCCCUCACCUACAGCGCGAAGAAAGUGGCGGAAGUUGCCAAGGGUCGGCUGCUCGCGGGAAGUGCUGGAGCUUUGGAUGGCGCAGGCGCUGGGCCGGGCGCGCUCUCAACGGCGCAAGCUGCCUCCUCUUCUCUCGACGUGUUUCAGCAGUGCGCGCCCGGGUCCGGCGGAAUGAUGGUUCGUCUCGACGGCACGACCACUCCGGCCACAUCGCCUUUCCUUUCCUCUCUUUCUUCGCUCGACUCCUUCAAACGCCUGUGCUAUGGGGCGUCGUCUCCUUCUCUCUUCGAGACCUUGAGCGCAGGGAACAGCAUUGACCAACUCUCUUCCCUCUCGUCUUUCUCUCUCCAGGCGUUGUCAGCCGCCGCCUCUGUUGACGAAGCAGCCGCAGCCCAGGCGGCCGCAGCUUCUCAGAAUCAAACGCCAGAAACGACGGUUGCUGCCUUGGCGGGGACGCAACUCCAGGGCGCGUCGCCGCAGACAGUGGCGGCUCUGUCUUCGACCGCUCUCAAUGCCGCUGCUGCAGGCCUCGCCCCAAACGCGCCCGGCGGCGCUUCGGCGGGCGCCACAGGAAGCGACGCUCGAGGGACGGAAGCGAGUUCGACCUCUGCAGUUUCCAGCGACGCUGUAAAUGCCGAAGCUGCGUCUUCGGGCGACGCAAGUAGUUCGCUCGGACUGGCCAGUCCGUCUGUCUCUUGCCCCCAGGGGCCUUUGAGUGUCUUAAGCGGCCUGAUGGCUGCGCCCGGCGCUGCUGGCGUGCCUCAGGGAGACGGUACAGAGGACACCACCAGUGCGGGCGGCGCGACAUCUUCUGAACCGGCCUCCGGGGCGAACCUGGCGGGCGUGCCUGAGGGCGAGGAAACCGGGGUCAGCGGUGGGGCGGCUGCUGCGUCGCUCUCCGCUGGUGUCCUCGGCGCAGCUGGAGCAGACGGCCUCGUCGCCACAAGUCCAACCUCCGCGGCUGCUGCGGCAGCGACCGCAGCGGGCAUGGGGUUCGCGAUGGACAAUGUGACGGCUGCGCUGCAGGCGGAACAGAUGCAACGUCUCUUGGCAGAAUUCGCCUCGUCGAGCGACCCGUACACCGCAGCCAUGGCCAUGGGCGGGUUGGGCUGCCCCGGCUUGGGCGCCGCCAUGGCGGGCACCGCGGGCGCUGGGAGCAGCGGCGUCGCAGGAGCCGGCGCGGGAGUUGCAGGCGAUGUGGUCUUGGACGAGCGGCAGAGACAACAGCUUCUAAUUCCACACGAACACCAGCUGGCGGCUCUCACCUACCUGCAGAGCAUGGAAGGCAUGACGGAUGCAGUGAACGGUUCGCUGUGGAUGCCGGGGAUUCUGGGGAGCCGGCUAGGCGCGACCGGCUUCUUCCACUCUCUCUACGACUUUGCAAACACCGCGCUCGCAGCAGCUGUGGCGGGUCCAGCAGCCACAACCGCGCGGACUUGUGCCGGGACGCCUCCUGAAGCCAGCGGUGCGGAAGUGCCCGUCGCGGGCACAGACGCCGCGGGGGCUGUCGGAGCGGCGUCGACAGGCCGCUCUCACCGACGGGGGACACAGGGCGCAGGACGCGGGCGCGGGGCUGCAGUGUCUCCUGUCUCUGACGCGUUGUGCGUCCCAGGGGCUGUCCUUGGUGCGACGGAGGCCUUCGCUCAGGGCGCUGCGGAUCCGACGGGGGCGGGCGCCGACGCGGCGGCUGCCGCAGCGGCUGCCGCGGCGGCCUGGGGAGUUUAUGGAGGAAUUCCCACGACAGCGGGAGUGGGCGACGCGACACUUGGAGCGGAAGCAGUUGGGGAUGUGGGCGCUGCGGCGCAGCCAGUGAAGCGAACCAGAGGGCGCCCGCGCAAGCGCCCCGCAGAGAGCCCGGCGGUUUCGGCGACAGGCGCGAUGGCCGUGAAGCAAGAUCCGGGACAAGUUGGAGGGAGCGCGAGUCCUGCCGCGCCGUCGGGCCUCGCCGUUGGAGACGACCAGAAAACCGGCGUCGUUCCAGGGGCCGAGGGGACAGCAGGCGCAGCCGGCGGUCCUGGAGCGGCAGCCGCCUUGCAUCGCCGGCAACCAUUGGCGACUGCGUCCGCACCGAAACGGUACAGACGGGGAACGAACAACCCGGACAGCGGUUUCCCAGGCGUGUCUUGGAACAGCCGCAUGCAGGCGUGGUUGGCGUUCUAUGUGGACAAGGAGGGAACGCGGCGCAGCCACACGUUCAAGUGUAACAAAUUUGGAGGAAUCGAGACUGCACGGGUGGAAGCGAUUGACUGGUUGAUUCGAAAGCGCGGCGAGUUGCAAGCGGAGAGUGAGCAGCAGCGCCAGCAGGUCCAGCAGCAAGUUCAGCUUCAGGCUCAGCAGCUUCAGAGUGCGCAGGCGCCUUCCACUCAGCAGCUUCAAGCGCAGCUGCAACAGCGAACUCAGCAGCAACUCCAACUCCAGCAACUCCCGUUCACGCACACGACGCCCGACGGGCGCCUAGUCGGUUUAGGUGUCGGCCCCGACCAGCAGUCCGAUCUCCAGCUGCAUCAGUUGCUUCAAGAGGAACUGCUGCUUCAACAGCAACAACAACUGCUCCUGCAGCAGCAUGCAGAGCAGCAUUUGCAGCAUCCGGGCGGCGCCACGACGCUUUCCGCGCUGGAGGCGCUCCAGCCGACGGCAGACGCUCUCGUGUGCGCGAUCGGCGGCCUCGAGAAGGCUGCCGAAGAGUCGCUUAUCUCGCAGCAUGCGCAGGCAGCUGCUGUAGGUGGAUCUUCCGACGACGCGGACAAAAGUGGAGUCGCUGCAGGCGUCGAGCCGCAGCCGGUGGAAGGUGCGGAUCCGUUGCAAGCGGCGCAACCCGAUCUGACUCCGGACGUCCAUUCGAUUAUUCAGGCGGCCGGCGGAGAAGCGGCUCUCGAGCCGUGGGCACCCGCUGCAGUAGGAGCUGCCGGAGCAGACCUGGCGAGCGGCGAAGGGGGAGACGGCGGCGCGGGCCUCGGCCUCGACAUCGGAGCGGGGCAAGACGGCGCAGCUCUGGUCGCCCAGAUGAGCACGCCUGAGGACUUUCUGCAGAAUGCAGAACUUGGAGGAGCGGUUGGCGAGAUUCUGGGCUCGCUGCAAGAAUCCGCAGCUGCAGACCACCCUGGUGUGGCGUUAGGCGCCGCCGCAGAGGACGUGCCGCCUCUCGGGGGCGACGGGGGUGAGACCCGUGGACUGGAAGUCACGAUGGCGAGCGACGUUGCUGCCGCCGGGACUGGAGAGAAGGCAGAAGUCGAGCUCGGGACCACUGCGGUCGAAGGCGCGCUUUGCCAGUGA